AUGUCAUUGCUCUCAAUUUUAAGGCUUUCUUCCAUUUCUGUAGUGGUAGCUCUAGAUAUAGAUCUUGGACAAGAUCUCGGUGGCCUUGUGAAGCAAACUGUAGCUGGAAACGAAGGAGUUCUUCAUAACUGUAGUAAUGAUCAGGAUCAAGUUCUUCAACAAUGUUAUAUCAAUAUGUUCAUAUCCUAUGGUUUGAAUGUUACCAGUUUACCUCCUGCAAAAGAUGACCAUUCCGUAGUAUCCGUUAUGAUGCCACCGGAAUGUGUAGGUUAUAGCUACUCUGCUCUUCGUCAUUGUCACACUGAUGUCAUAGAUGAUUGUCUCAAUUACAAUACUUUCAAUGCAAUUUUCGAACUAGAAGAAAAUGCGGCGUACUACAUUUCACAGACAGCAUUCAUGCAAUUCUACUGUGAUUAUGGAUCGGAUUUUGUCACUUAUUAUGAAUGCAUGCAAGCAGUGAGCCUGAAUGAAUUGACAGAUACAAUCUACACGGAGUGCUCAGUUCUAGAAAUCGGAAGUUGCGACUCAGUCUCCAAAACAACGCAGUGCGAGCGUGCGGUAGUGAGGAAAUCAUGUGGUAAAGGAGGCGUCAAGUCGUACUGUCAAUAUCAGAAAAUUCUUACUCUCAUGACAGGCUGGAACUAUUGCGAGUACAUGCCGUGUAUUAAUUUGUCUGCAAAUCUGAAUGUAAUCUCUCUUCUCAUGUUCACCAUUAUCAUGAUUUUUGUUUGA
Messenger RNA from Caenorhabditis briggsae, 732 nucleotides. The record is from RefSeq and is a predicted model, not a curated record. The transcript is spliced from 4 exons. The coding region runs from base 1 to 732 and encodes 243 amino acids. NCBI's taxonomy places the organism in Eukaryota, Metazoa, Nematoda, Chromadorea, Rhabditida, Rhabditidae.